AUGGAAAGCAACAUGACAAUUGCAAGUGAUAUCCUGGAGAUCCAAGGCUUUGAUAUAGCUCCAGAGUUCACAUACCCUCUGUUUUUCUUACUGCUGUUUGUGUACUCUUCCCUGCUUUUUUCCAACAUUGGUGUUCUUAUGCUUAUCAUCACUGAGAAGAGUUUGCACCAGCCAAUGUACAUUCUCUUCUGUAAUCUGUCUGUCAAUGAUUUAAUAGGCAACACAGUCCUACUGCCACCGCUGAUGGCUCACAUUAUUUCAACAGACAUAAACAGGUUUAUCACAUACAGCCAGUGUGUUGCUCAGGCCUUUCACAGCCACACAUUUGGAUCAGCUUCACAUAUGAUUCUCACCAUUAUGGCAAUUGACAGAUAUGUAGCAAUAUGUCACCCUUUGAGGUACAGUUCAAUUAUGACCACCAGAACUGUGAUUGUGUUGUCUGCAACUGCAUGGGGGGUGUCACUAUUGCUUGUGUCUGUUUUGAUAGGACUCACUGUAAGGUUGUCCCGUUGUAGAUCAUUUAUACAAAAUGCUUAUUGUGACAAUGCAUCAUUGUUCAAGCUAUCUUGUGAGGAUGUGUCCAUCAACAAUAUCUAUGGGCUGUUUUUCACUGUGCUGUUGUUUAGUUGCUCAAUGGGAAGCAUAGCCAUCACCUAUUUCAGAAUAGCUAUCAUCUGCUGGAUCAAGAAAAACAAAGAGUUGAAUAACAGAGCACUGCAAACCUGUGCGAGCCACUUGGUUCUUUAUCUUAUUAUGCUCUGGUCUGGUUUUUUAACCAUCAUUCUGCACCGUUUCCCAAAUUACCCAGAUUUAAGGAAAAUUGCAUAUAUUUUAUUUCAUGUUGUUCCUGCUAAUUUGAAUCCUGUCAUUUAUGGAAUGCAAACAAGGUCAUUACGGGCUAAAAUUUUCCAGAUACUGCAUAGAGAAGUUACAUCAACCUAA
Scomber japonicus (chub mackerel) is the source of this 942-nucleotide messenger RNA. RefSeq names its product olfactory receptor 13H1-like. The transcript has a single exon. Gene Ontology annotation, cellular component: membrane. The coding region runs from base 1 to 942 and encodes 313 amino acids. Lineage: Eukaryota; Metazoa; Chordata; Actinopteri; Scombriformes; Scombridae. Gene Ontology annotation, molecular function: olfactory receptor activity; G protein-coupled receptor activity. Gene Ontology annotation, biological process: G protein-coupled receptor signaling pathway. The record is from RefSeq and is a predicted model, not a curated record.